AUGUCCAAGCGCAUUGACCAGAUCGCAGGUCAUCUCAACUACCCCAAGGGUAUGUUGGCGGGCCAGACAGCUAUCAUCACAGGCUCAGGACAGGGAAUUGGCGCCGAAGCCGCGAGGCUGUUCGCGAACGAGGGCGCCAGGGUUGUGGUUGCGGAUGUGGAUGCGAAAAAAGCACAAACCGUAGCCGACGAAAUCAAUCAGAGUGGCGGCGCUGCCCUUGCGGUCGCCGGCGAUGUCCUUGACGACGCAUACAUUGCCGACCUCAUCAAGAAAGCUGCAGAUUUCGGAGGCGGCAAGAUCCACAUCAUCGUCAACAAUGCUGGCUACACAUGGGACGGUGUCAUUCACAAGAUGACCGACAAGCAAUGGCAUACCAUUGUCGACGUGCACGGCACUGCACCAUUCAAGAUCAUUAGGGCUGCUGCGCCGUACUUUAGAGUCAAGGACGGCGAGCCCAGGAAUAUCAUCAAUAUCUCGAGUACCUCGGGUGUGCAUGGGAACGCAGGACAGAUUAACUACGCACUUGCAAAGGCGGGUGUCACUGGGUUGACCAAGACAGUUGCAAAGGAGUGGGGUCCAGCUUUCGGGGUGCGGGCGAACACGGUAGCCUUUGGUUUUAUCCUGACUCGGUUGACGGCAGCGAAGGAGGCGGGAGCGUUUGUCACGACUCCAGAUGGCACAAAGGUUGCGCUCGGCAUACCAGGAGCGCAGAAGGCUGGCGGACCUGGUGCAGGAGAGCAGCACUUGGACAUCCCACUGAGGAGACCGGGCACCGCCACAGAAGCAGCGAGCGCUGUGCUUGCGCUGGCGAGUCCGCUGAUGAGCUAUGUUAGUGGACAGACGAUCAUGGUGACCGGGGGUCGCAAUAUGUAA
This is a messenger RNA of Didymosphaeria variabile, 873 nucleotides long. RefSeq lists its product as uncharacterized. NCBI's taxonomy places the organism in Eukaryota, Fungi, Ascomycota, Dothideomycetes, Pleosporales, Didymosphaeriaceae. The transcript has 4 exons. The coding region runs from base 1 to 873 and encodes 290 amino acids. The record is from RefSeq and is a predicted model, not a curated record.